Mya arenaria is the source of this 1994-nucleotide messenger RNA. RefSeq names its product interferon-induced protein 44-like. The transcript has 8 exons. The record is from RefSeq and is a predicted model, not a curated record. Lineage: Eukaryota; Metazoa; Mollusca; Bivalvia; Myida; Myidae. The coding region runs from base 133 to 1617 and encodes 494 amino acids.
GUAAACGUUAAACGGUUUAUUUUAUUGACUUUCCGUAAUCAAUUUGUUCCAUUUGAAGUCGCUACUAGUGUAUCAGUCUUCUAGGUUGUGGAGCAUACUGCACAAGUAGGAUGCUUACCUUUUAACUGAAGGAUGAUUGGCCAGCUGACGGACGCUGAUAUGGAUCAGCUAGAGACGUGGAUAGGAACAGGGCCAAAAACCUUCACCCUACUGUACAAGAUAACCAGAGAUGGGUGUGAUUCCGCCAUCUUCCACCAAAAGUGCGACAACCAGGGUCCGACUGUCACUGUGCUGUAUAACACCAGUGGCUCUGUGUUUGGGGGGUACGCGGGGCAGAGCUGGCAUAGCCAGAAUGCAUGGAUAAAUGACAACACCGCGUUUUUGUACCAGCUUCGGUUUUCUGGUAAUCAACAAGUAAAUAAAUUUCCUGUAAAAGGUAGUAACGCAGUUAAUACUUAUUAUGAUGGUCCAUCUCACGGACCACUGUUUGGAGCCGGCAAUGAUCUGUUCACAUUCACUGAAAAGAUAUCAAACAAUAGCGGAACCUUUGCACUGAACGGAAGUAUGGCAUUUAGUUCAUACGACAGCAAGGGGCUUACCACUGACCAGAUCAGCAACGGGCAUAUGAACGUCACAGAGUUGGAGGUCUACAAAGUGACAGAUGGAAUGCGGAUAGUGAAAAAAGAGACACCAAAGGAGGUCAAACCGUGGCGAAAUGCUCCAGAACUCAACGACAAGCUCCUCGACCAACUGAAAGAGGAAAUCGCCCAAAUCAAGCCUCCGAGUGACCUAGACCUGACCGACAUCCGAGUCCUCCUUCUUGGUCCCGUGGGGUCCGGCAAGUCAAGCUUCUACAACACAGUAAACUCUGUGUUCCGGGGACGCAUUUCACAGAGGGCGCGGUGUGGCACUUCCGCUCACAGCAUCACCACAGCAUACAAGCCGUACACGGUGAGCAAACAGGAUGGCUCUCGACUCAAAUUCCGGUUGUGUGACACGCGCGGCCUUGAGGUCAGCCAGGGGCUUGACAUGCUGGAGUGCAACUUCCUGUUGGACGGUCACGUGCCCGACCACUACGAGUUUAACCCGGCAACCCCUAUCACCCCUGAGAGCCCGGGGUUUAUACAGAAGCCCGGCCUUGCUGACAAAGUCCACUGUGUGUUAUUUGUCCUUGAGGCAAACACGGUUGCCAACUUGCCAACGAAACUCGUGGAAAAGAUGAACAGCUUCCAGAAACUGAUGAACCAGAAAGGUAUCCCACAGGCUGUCUUGCUGACAAAGGUGGAUGUAGCGUGUACAGAGGUCGCGGAAAACGUGUCCAGUGUCUUCCGGAACACAAACAUGGAAAAAGCCGUGGACACAGUUGCCAAGCUUCUAGGGUUGCCACGCAACAACGUACUUCCGGUAAAGAACUACGAGAACGAGGUUCAGCUGGAGGCUGCCACAAGCGCCCUGGCCCUGUUGGCGCUUCGACAGGCUCUCUACUUCACAGAGGACUUUCUGGAGGACGUGGUUGAAAAGAGGGCCUCCGCCAAGGCCGCUCGGGGAAGGGGUACAAGCGGGGGUAGUGGGGAAAGCAAGGGAGAGAGGGUGGAGAUAGGGAGUGAUAGUGCUUAAGGUGGUGGAUGGGGAUCAGGGAGAAGUACCGGUGAAGAAGUUGUGGAGGGGUAUAAGGGUUGGGAGAGACUCGCAACUAGAGAGGAGGGUAUAGCAUAUAACAUGAGGAAAUAUAGAACGCCAAACAUACGUACAUAUGUUCGCAUUAUUAUUAUUAAUAUUAUUAUUAUUAAAACAUUGGUUGGUAUGAGGUGUUCAUUUAUAGGCUCUGAAAUCUUCUUUUUUUGUUUGAACAUGUACAUAAAAUGUAUUUUUUUCUGAUACUGUUUUGCUAUCAACAUUUACUUACUGUGUAUUAUAUAUACUGCUGUUAUAUGUUUUAAGCCAUUAUAUCCAGCUGUUUUAUGUCUAAUACUAUCUCAUACAUGUUAAACAGC